Messenger RNA from Puma concolor (puma), 1347 nucleotides. The record is from RefSeq and is a predicted model, not a curated record. Lineage: Eukaryota; Metazoa; Chordata; Mammalia; Carnivora; Felidae.
AUGCCGAACGGUCCGCCUUGGCAGCUGCUUCUACCGCUACUCUGGUCGUGGGGGCCGCUGCUCCGGAGCGCGGAGGUGAGGACCCGAGGAGCCACAGGAGUUCAAGCCUGGGAGGGCGGCCUCGCCUGUAACGGGUCCUUCGAUAUGUACGUCUGCUGGGACUACGCUGCACCCAACGUCACCGCCCGUGCGUCCUGCCCCUGGUACCUGCCCUGGCACAGCCACGUGGCUACAGGCUUUGUCCUUCGCCAUUGUGGCAGUGAUGGCCAAUGGGGACCUUGGAGGGACCAUUCUCAGUGUGAGGACCCAGAGAAGAAUGGAGCCUUUCAGGAUCAACGGCUGAUUUUGGAGCGGCUGCAGGUCAUGUACACCGUAGGCUACUCCGUGUCCCUGGCCACACUGCUGCUGGCCCUGCUCAUCUUGAGUUUCUUCAGGCGGCUGCGCUGCACUCGAAACUACAUCCACAUCAACCUGUUCACGUCUUUCAUGCUGCGGGCGGCGGCCAUCCUCACUCGAGACCGUUUGCUACCUCCUCCUGGCCCCUACCCUGGGGACCAAGCCCCUGUCCUGUGGAAACCGGCCCUAGCUGCCUGCCGUACGGCCCAGAUCGUGACCCAGUACUGCGUGGGAGCCAACUACACGUGGCUGCUGGUGGAGGGGGUCUACCUACACAGUCUCCUGGUGCUUGUGGGAGGUUCCGAGGGGGGCCACUUCCGCUGCUACGUGUUCCUCGGCUGGGGGGCCCCCGCGCUUUUCGUCAUUCCCUGGGUGAUCGUCAGGUACCUGUACGAGAACACGCAGUGCUGGGAGCGGAACGAAGUCAAGGCCAUUUGGUGGAUCAUACGCACCCCUAUCCUCGUGACUAUCUCGAUUAAUUUUCUCAUCUUUAUUCGCAUCCUUGGCAUCCUCGUGUCCAAACUGAGGACGCGACAGAUGCGUUGCCCGGACUACCGGCUGAGGCUGGCUCGCUCCACGCUGACGCUGGUGCCCCUGCUGGGCGUCCACGAGGUGGUGUUUGCUCCCGUGACAGAGGAACAGGCCCGGGGUGCCCUGCGCUUCGCCAAGCUCGGCUUUGAGAUCUUCCUCAGCUCGUUCCAGGGCUUCCUCGUCGGCGUGGUCUACUGCUUUAUCAACAAGGAGGUGCAGGCGGAGAUCCGCCGCUGCUGGCAUCGCUGUCGCCUGCGCCACAGCCUCGGUGAGGAGCGGCGCCAGCCACCGGAGCGCGCCUCCAGGACCCCGCCGUCGGGCUCAGGCCCUCGCCCGGUCGCCACUGACCGCACCCCGUCCUUGGGGACCCUCCCAGGGCCUGGGAAUGAGGCCAGCCGGGGCUUGGAAAGUCACUGCUAG